Messenger RNA from Hordeum vulgare subsp. vulgare (domesticated barley), 474 nucleotides. RefSeq lists its product as uncharacterized. The record is from RefSeq and is a predicted model, not a curated record. Gene Ontology annotation, biological process: regulation of DNA-templated transcription. Gene Ontology annotation, molecular function: DNA-binding transcription factor activity; DNA binding. The coding region runs from base 1 to 474 and encodes 157 amino acids. NCBI's taxonomy places the organism in Eukaryota, Viridiplantae, Streptophyta, Magnoliopsida, Poales, Poaceae. The transcript has a single exon.
AUGCGCCUCGGCCUCGGCACAUUCGACAAUCCCGAAGACGGCGCCCGCGCGUACGACCCGAUAGCGUGGCGCCUCCGACGACCUCGUAGGGAGAUGAAUUUCCUCGAGGUGAUGACGCGGGAGUGGACGCAGCGGCUCACGCCUCCCUUGUGGCUUGUCACCGAAGAGGACCAUCGCCAGAACCGGAGGCGGGAGCGUCGCCUCGGCAUCGCUGAGAUGGACGAGCAUGCCAUGACGGCGUGGCGCCAACAGUUCCCGCAAGACGUCCUCGACGAGCGCGCAUUCUUCACGCAAAAGAGGGCGGAGCGAGCCCUCUAUCGGGAGGACAUGCGUAUGCGAAAGCAGGCCACGUUCUUCAACAUCGAGCUCAAAGAAGCGUCGACUUGGGACCUCGAUGAUGAGCGGUUGGCUCACGCCUCCAUCGCGACGGAGGAGUGGGACACCAACGAGUCGGAGGAAGACGACGAGGAGUAG